Rotaria sp. Silwood1 is the source of this 846-nucleotide messenger RNA. NCBI's taxonomy places the organism in Eukaryota, Metazoa, Rotifera, Eurotatoria, Philodinida, Philodinidae. The record is from the annotation of a GenBank genome assembly.
AUGAGUCGUUAUUCAGGACCUCCUUCAUCAUCUCAAGGACAGCCAUUGUCUUCGGUAGGUGUUUAUCCACCAUCGGGUAUGCCAGGUCAUAUGCCAAGUCCACAAACUGUACCACCAUAUAAUGUUGCUGUUGCUUCACCAUCACAAUAUGUUCAACAAACAGGUCCUUCACCAAAUCAAGUUCAUUAUGGUCAUCCAUCGCCUCAACAACCAAUGAUGACAGCUCCUGGUUAUGGACAAUCUAUGAUGCAUGGUAUUAUGCCACCUCAAGCAGUCAUACCACAACCUCAGCCACAACAACAACCUCAACCCCCACCACCUCAACAACAACAAACACAACCACAACAUUCAGCUCAACAACAGGAUGAUUUAGCAAUUAAAGUUAAACGAUCAUUUAGUAAUUUUGAUACUAGUCUUAAGACAUUUCUACAUGAAUAUUCAUCUAUAUUACAAAUGGAUGAUACACGAUUAAAUUCACAAACACCUGAUCUUCUUGCACAAACUUCUCAAAAUCUUGUACGACGUUAUGAAGCAUUACUUGUUGCACUUGAUUUAUUUGAAUCAAAUAUACGUAUGUUACAAGAUUAUUCAUCAACACAAAAUAAUUUUCGUCGUUUUAUGCCAUCAGCACAAAUAGUUGCUGAAUCAAGUUCACAUUCUGGUCAUCAACCAGUACAAAUCUCACCACAUAUUGGUCGACCUGUUGAUCCAGUACAAUAUCAAUUUUUAUUAAGUAAAAUGCAAACACAAAUUGAAUCAUUUAAUGCAUUACAUGAAUUAGGAAAAAAAUUUCUUGAAACAUCAUCAACAAAUAUCAAUAAUACAAAUGUAUCAACUAAACAAUAG